GGCUGCCAGUGUUUCACAGGCUUGCUACAGUGCAGAGGUUUUUCCACUGAAGAGAGGUUCUGUCAGAGGGAAUUCUCUAAUGUUGCUGCUGCUGAAGUGAAACCAUCACAGGGGAUACACUGCAGUAAACACUGCAUUGGAGAAUACUGUGGUGGUUCAUACUGAGGUUUGGAUGACUGUGAUGCUCCUAAAGCAUCACCUUUCAACUGCAUUCAACAGCAAAGCCACAUAAUUGCAACAACCAGACCCUGCUUCUGAAGACCCUCACCUGGAGAGGACAGACUGAGACAGACAGAGUGGUAGAGAGGUAGAGAAGAGUGCAGACUUUAGGAUUUUUGACAAUUCUUCAAUCGUUUAAAAGUCAUUCCUCUCCAUCGAUUGAUGCGACGAAUAAGUGAGAAGAAAAGAAUAGCUAGCAUUUCGGAGAAAGAGGAUAAACGUCAUAGAUCGGGAGUGAGGAACCGUAAGCAGAGCAUCUAAACUGGAAUUGAAGGGGGGAGAGUGGAAGGGUAUUACAGGAUGCUUUUGGGCAGCAUGAACCGUCCGGGGGCGGUCCCUGCCUUCCUCAGGACCCCCACGGUGAUCCCGCCCCCACUGGACAUGAAGCAGUACCUCCAGUUCCCCAUGGACACAGCUCUACCACAACACAGCAUGGGCCUGUUCCACAACUUCAACACCAACAGUUACUCAACAAUGGACCCGGUACAGAAGGCAGUGAUGAACCACACCUUCGGCCCCCCCAUGAUGAAGACCAAACGACCCAUCAUCUCCUGCAACGUCUGCCAGAUCCGCUUCAACUCAGAGAGCCAGGCAGAAGCCCACUAUAAGGGGAACCGGCACGCUCGGAGGGUAAAGGGCAUCGAGACCUCCAAGACUCGCCCCAAGGAGGGUGACAAGCCGGCCGCUCCCCCCACUGCUUCCCCCACUCCACCAGGCCCCUCACCAUCCAGCCCAGACCCUGACACCAGCAAACAGGGUGAUUCCCACCCACAUUCAAACAGCUCACCCAUGACACCCAGCCCCAUGUCUGUGCCAGACACCCCAGACACCCCCAUGCAGUUCCCCGUGUGCCCACUCCUGCCCCCUCUGAGUACGCCCAUGUCUCCCACCUCCACCCCCUCCCCGGCCCUUGGUCCCCCCCAGGUGGACACCCCCAUGGUGGGCCCCCCUGACACCGCGUCCCCAGCCCCCAGCCCCUCUUCAGGGGAGUCUGAGGAGGACAAAGCCAAGAAGAUGCUCUACUGCUCACUGUGCAAAGUGGCCGUCAACUCCCUCUCUCAGCUAGAGGCGCACAAUAAAGGUACCAAACACAAAACCAUCCUGGAGGCAAGGAGUGGGCUGGGCCCCAUCAAGGCGUACCCUCGGCUGGGCCCUAACCCCAGCCCUGAGCAGGCAGGGGGGCUGCCCUCGGACCCCAACACUCAGGAACGCACCUUCCACUGUGAGAUCUGCAACGUGAGGGUGAAUUCUGAGCUGCAGCUCAAACAGCAUAUAUCCAGUCGAAGGCAUCGGGAUGGAGUCGCUGGGAAGCCAAAUCCCCUCCUUAGCCGGCACAAGAAGCGCACAGACUUUGUGUCUUCUUUGACCUUCUCUAAGGACCUUCCAAAAACUCUGGGCCAUGGACUGUUUCCCAACCCCCUGGCUGUUGCUGCGGCGAUGGCAGCCGCUGCCUCCUCAAAUCAGCUGGCUCAGCUGCGUGCCCCUCGUCCUAUUUCUCACCCUCAGAACUACCACCCCCACCACCACCUCCUACAGAGCACACUACAGGGCACGCACCUCAGCCUCCUACGGCCCGCCCCUGGGCCUAUGCGCACCACCCAUGGGCCAAUCCUCUUCUCCCCUUAUUGAAGGUGGUGGGACGGGGGCCAAUCAGGAAGAUGCACACUGUGAAGUAAACAGGGAAAACCAUUGAUAGAUAAUCAACAGAUGUUAAAACUGAAACAUUUGACGGAGGAAAGACUAUGCCUGUCCCUCUCCACCUUUCUUCAUUCGACAACUUCCAAAGCAAAGGAUUGACGGCUUGCAGUCGUUUUAAAGAGGAAGGAUGCAUGACAGACUCAGAUGGACUUUCUGUACAUGCUCUCCCUCCUUCAAUCCUCCUCCCACAUUUAGUUGACUCUGAGAUACUUAUAGCAAAAAAAAUGUAUAGGUCAAACUAUACAAACUAUGGCUGACUCAGUAAACUGAGCUCUGUUCUGUUUCCUGUUUCCAUCACAUCUCUGUAGUUUUGGUUCAGUGCUCACCCACCCAAAGCCAUCUGCUAUAUAAGUCCAUAAUAUAAAUAAAAAGCACACUAGGUUAGACACAGUAGCUGCCUCUGCUCUUAGUAAUGUUUCAUAAUUCGUAGUACAGUAGAACCAAUAGUGCAUUACUGCAAACCCCUGUUGGGGUGUUCAAUAAUCAAAGUGCAGUACCUACCUACCCCACUCUGUAGUUCCAGGUUCUAGAUUAGGUGCCUGCUCUGCAGAUCAAGGCACAAGGUACUGUAUGUUUCCAGGUACUAGAUAUAUGUUCUAGUGUUGUGGAUGAUAGAUGUUAGUCUAUAUAUCCUCUGUUGUCAG
This is a messenger RNA of Oncorhynchus masou masou (cherry salmon), 2561 nucleotides long. Its product is annotated as zinc finger protein 385A-like. Lineage: Eukaryota; Metazoa; Chordata; Actinopteri; Salmoniformes; Salmonidae. The transcript has 8 exons. Gene Ontology annotation, cellular component: nucleus. The coding region runs from base 520 to 1848 and encodes 442 amino acids. Gene Ontology annotation, molecular function: nucleic acid binding; zinc ion binding. The record is from RefSeq and is a predicted model, not a curated record.